GAUUGUUGAAAGAAGGACGUGAAGAGAAUUUUCCUAACGUUUUGUGUCAUUUCUUCAACAUAAAUCGCCAUGGGUAGGUCGCGAAGUAGGAGCAGAUCAUCAAGUCGGCACAGACAUAGCAGAAAUAAGAAAAAACGACGAAAUACAUCGCGAUCGCAGUCUAGAGAACGAAGUAGUCGCCAUGGAAGUAGUCGUUACAGAUCGAGGUCACGGGAUCGAGAUCGGGAAAGAGAAAGAAAAAGAAGAGCCGAAAAAAAACAGAGAUCUAUAUCCUCCAGUAGUUCCAGCAGUGAUGAUGAUCUGAUAUUACGAGCUAAGAGGCGGGAAGAGGAGGAGAAAAAGGCAGAAAUUGAGAAGCAGAGGUUAAUACGUCAAAAAGAAUUAGAAGAAAAACUAAUCGAGGAAGAGGUUGCUAGGAGGGUGGAGGAAUUGGUUGCUAAGAGAGUUGAGGAGGAGUUAGAACGAAGGAAAGAUGAGAUAGAGGCGGAAGUAUUGCGGAGGGUGGAGGAAGCAAAGGCCAUCAUGGAAAAACAAAUGUUGGCAGAGCUGGAGAAACAACGGGAGGCGGAGGUGCAAGCCCAGAAAGUGAAAGAGGUAUUACUUCCGACAGAUUUUCAUGCGAGAUAUUUUUGGCAAUCCUUGAAACUUUUUCUUUUCUGUCCCAAAUUAAAAAGAAUAAUUUCGAUUCCCUGAUAACAUUUUAUUUCUGCAUUAAUCCAAGAAUUUCUGAUAUUUAAAGAUUUUGUAAUGGUAGACUUUUAAGAAAAUUGUAAAAUCAGCAUUUAAGUUUUUGUAGAUUUAUAUUUGUAAAUGACUAUUUUGUACAUUUUUUUUUUUGUAAUUUUGUUUUGUAAUCUUGGAUCACUGCAACGAAUUCUAUAUUUCUGAUGGGCCACAAAAUUUUUGAAGAUUUUUUUUAUCACAAGAAUAUUAACUUUGUCGGAUUUGUAUUCUAGAAAAUGCAAAGGCCAACUCAUCAAUGCAUAGCUAUUUAAAUACUACAAAAUUUUGUGGCCUGAAAAUAAGGUAUGCCAAAAGUAUGCUCCUUGGGCUAUGCUCAAGAUUUUUGCAGUUUUGGGUAAGAGUUAAGCAUAAGCAUUAUUAUUCCAUUUUUGACCCAAAAGCCAAAAUUAAAAAAUUCUAAGAACUCUGUCCUGAAUCGCAUUCUGAGCUAGCCAUUGUUAUAAUGAAUUAAUGCCUUAAUUAAACCCAAUUCUUUUCAGCAAAUGAGCAUUUAGCUCGUAUCACAAAUUUUAAAAUAAGUUUUUAUCACUUCAAAGCUAUAAGCUUAAAAGAUUUCACUAAUUUUGACCAAAGAGUUUUGUAGGUUAAAAGACAACUUUUGGCUGUCUCAAGUGGAUUAUUUUUGUUAGAAUUUUAAUACGCAAAUGUUACGCAAGUAUAAGCCUUAAAUUUUUUGUCAGAUACGAGUAAAAGAAAGUAUGCUUGCUUGCUUGCUAUGUUUCGUCAUUUUGCAUUCCCAUCGACACAAAGGAACAAAGACUCUUUUAAAAAGGCGGUUUGUGUGUUUGUGUUCAAGACUGUACAGUCAGAGGGAUUUUUUUCGUUUUUUGUUGUACUCAUUUGAGAUUGAUCUGCACUUUGACCUUUUCUUUUGAACUUUGACAUUCAUCAGCCAUGAACUUUGAACCUAUGCAUCAAUUGGUAUUUGCUGAGUGUUCAUUACUUCAGUUUUGACUCUAGAGCUAUGAACUUUGACCUUCAUAUACAGUGGUAAUGAACUUUGACCUUCACAAGUUAAGAACUCAUGGCAGUGUCUUUGAAUCUCAGUGACCUACAUGUUAUGAACUGUGACCUCAAGUCUAAAUGAACUUUGACCUACUUGUUAUGAACUUGACCUACAUAUCAUGAACUCUUGACCUCAAUGAGAAAGUGAGAAAGAUUUGCAGGAUGGUUAAUGAGAAAACACUGUUGCAGAAAAUGGCCGUUUGGUAUGUACGCCGGUAUGGAAGAGAGGUAACACUAUGAGCCCUGUAUUUACAUAUUGCACGCAAAACAACCAUAAACAGAUAUUUGUACAUUUCGUUUCACUAAUAUGUUCUGUUUUAUUUCAGGUUUCUAUUUCGAAAAGAUUCAAAUCUUCGAAAAUUUUCUAAUCUCAUUUUUCAUUCGACCAAAAUCAGAAUAUAUUUCAAGGAUUUGAAAUCUU
Molecule: messenger RNA, 2170 nt
Organism: Lottia gigantea (owl limpet)
Lineage: Eukaryota; Metazoa; Mollusca; Gastropoda; Lottiidae
Exons: 3
Coding region: 70-693 (207 amino acids)
Cellular component (GO): mitochondrion; nucleoplasm
Molecular function (GO): cadherin binding
Source: RefSeq, a predicted model, not a curated record